GAGUAUUAACUGAAAGGAAUCAAAGAAUGGCUUCUGGACCAGACCCUGGCGGCCGUUCCAGGUUUGCUAAACUCGGAAUGGCAAUUAAUGAAGAAAUGACCCAGGCCUGUAGAGAUGUCUUAGAAAUGGAAGUACCUCCUGGGCUUGUCUACAAUAAAGUGAAGUUAUCAUCGAUUUAUAAAAACAUACGUCCUGAGCAAGAACAUCGUCUUAUAGGCGCCAAAACUGAUGGUUAUAAAGAAUUUGAUAUUACGUUAUUAUAUACACUGAUAAGAAACAUAUGUACAAAGAUUCCUUGUCCAACAAAAGCUUGGGGUGGAAGCACGAUGCCGUCAGUAGGAGAAACAACGAUCGGCGAUGACAUUGAGAGGAUACGAUUGAUAAGAAACAGCAUGUUUGGACACAUAAGCUCGGCUUCUACCUCACAGUCAGAUUUUGAUGACACGUGGUCAAUCAUAACUGAUAUCUGCCAAAGACUGCAAACGUACACAAAGAAAGACUACAUGUCUGGACUGAGUAAUAUUCAGAGUCAAGCCCUAGAGGAGGAAUACGAAGCAACAGUCAUAGAAAAACUUAGGGAAGAUCAUAAGAAUAACCAGUCCCUAAUGGCGAAGCUCUCUUCUUUGGAACAGGAUUUGCAAGAAUUGAAAACAAAGUCAGAAAAUGAAGAAAACACACUGGUAAAUGAAAAUCUCGAUAAUUGGCGAGGAGACGACAUUGACUUCAUUCCUACAAGAGCAAGCGAAGCAGUGGAAGAAAAGCUCAGAAGUCUUAACCUGACAACAGUGGUAGGAAAUUCUGGUUCCGGAAAAUCUGCAAUAAUUCAACAUAUUGCACUUAAGUAUAAAGGGCUGGGAUGGAAUGUCUUUCCAGUGGAUAAGGUGGAUGAAAUUAAAAAGAACUGCUCAACUGGAGUCUCAGAAAAUCGAAUAUUAUUUGUAUUCAAUGAUCCUUUAGGUAAGGAAUCGUUAGAUGAAAUUUUAUAUCAUUCAUGGAAAAUUUUAGAGAAAACUCUGGAGAUAUGCUUGAAAAAAAACAAACUACUGAUAUCAUGUAGAAGAUGUGUAUUUUAUGACAAAAGGGUCAAGGGUAACUUAUUGGAUGAAUCCACUGCAGUAGAAAUUGACGGAGAAGAACAUGAUCUGACUGUAAAAGAGAAAAGACUGAUUUUUAAUCAAUAUUCAAAAAACCUGGAAAUAUCCGAAAACAUUGCUACGGAAAUAAUUAAAACAGAAGCUUACUUCCCAUUGCUUUGUAAACUGUUUUCAAAGAAGGUAAACUACAAAGAAAAGGGGGUUGAUUUCUUUAAGAAUUCUUACACAUUUAUUAAAAAGGAAAUUGAAGUUUGGAAAAAAACAGACCAGAAAAGAUAUUGUUCACUUAUCUUGAUAGUAGCUUUUAAAAACAAUUUGAAAAUCGAUGCUAUUGUUAAAAACAAUAUAUCUUUGAUAAAAUUUAAGGAAACUUUAGGAAUGUGUGAGUUACCUGAAAACACACAUAUUUCAGUCAUUCGUAGUACUCUUCAUGAACUGAAAGGAUCCUAUGUCAAACGUGUUGGAAAUGCUUUCCAAUUCCUUCACGACUUUAUUAUGGAGAUAACGACUCUGGUGUUUGGUAUCAAUUGUCCACAAGAGACAAUACAGUACGCAGACAGUGGUUUUCUGAGACGUCGAAUGAAGAUAGAGGACGACAUAGGAGAGGAAGAUCGCGAUCCCUUCACUAUUUAUCUGCCUGGAGAGUACAUUGAUGAUCUUGUGGACAGGUUUAUCAUUGACAUGCAAACAGAACACAUUGUAGAUGUUCUACUCAAUCCAUGUUUACGCAAUGAAAGUGCAAUCAAAUCUUUUAAGGGAAAAAUUGAAUCACCAGGAAAGCUUCUUGUGAGAAUUCAAUGUGAUUUAGACAGGUCGGAUUUUCCAAAAGCAUUUAAGGGCACUGGAACUUUCUUCUCAAGACUUAACUUUAUUUAUGUGGAAGGUGAAAUAUGUCCUUUGGUCGGACUUAUCGUAUUUUGUCACACUGAUAUUUCUUCCUUUCUCUUAAAAAGUAUCCCUGAAACGAAGUUAAGGGAGUAUCCUAUAUUCUCUGCUAUAUGUGCUAAUGGCGAUUUAAAACUACUUAAUUCUCUUAGCAAUGAUUAUAAAAAAUCAGGUAUACUAGAAAAAUGGAAUGGGUUUUUUCCAAUUCACAUUGCUUGUUUAUUUCAUAACUUUUCAAUAAUUCAAGAAUUAGUUAACCUCGGCAGUGAUGUAAACAUGCUUCUCGGUGAUGAAAUGAUCAGUCCAUUGUUUUUAGCUGUUGUAAAUGAUGAGGGACAUUUGAAAGAAGCUGGAAUGGAUACCAAUGCCGGACAAAAACGCAAUGAAACUAUCAUCUGCUUAUUAAACAAUGGUGCUGACAUCAAUGCAUGUGAUAACGAUGGAAACAGUCCUCUUUCAAUAGCCUGUGCUUUUGGACAUGAUUGCACGGUACAACUGUUACUGAAUAACGGUGCGGACAUCGAUUUAUGUGAUAACGAUGGAUUCAGUCCUCUUUAUAUAGCUUGUCAAAAUGGACAUGAUAGCACGGUACAACUGUUACUGAACAACGGUGCCAACAUCAAUUUAUGUAAUAUUAAUGGAGCCAGUCCUCUUUAUAUAGCUUGUCAAAAUGGACAUGAUAGCACGGUACAACUGUUACUGAACAACGGUGCAGACAUCAAUUUAUGUAUGAAGAAUGGAGUCAGUCCUCUUUAUAUAGCUUGUCAAAAUGGACAUGAUAGCACGGUACAACUGUUACUGAACAACGGUACCGACAUCAAUUUAUGUGAUAACGAUGGAUUCAGUCCUCUUUAUAUAGCUUGUCAAAAUGGACAUGAUAGCACGGUACAACUGUUACUGAACAACGGUGCCGACAUCAAUUUAUGUGAUAAUGAUGGAUUCAGUCCUCUUUAUAUAGCUUGUCAUAUUGGACAUGAUAGCACGGUACAACUGUUACUGAACAACGGUGCCAACAUCAAUUUAUGUAAUAUUAAUGGAGCCAGUCCUCUUUAUAUAGCUUGUCAAAAUGGACAUGAUAACACGAUACAAAUGUUAAUAAAUAACGGUGCCGACAUCAAUUUAUGUGAUAAUGAUGGAUACAAUCCUCUUUAUAUAGCUUGCCACAAUGGACAUGAUAGCACGGUACAACUGUUAUUGAACAACGGCGCCGACAUCAAUUUAUGUGAAAAUAAUGGAGCCAGUCCUGUUUAUAUAGCUUGUCAAAAUGGACAUGAUAGCACGGUACAACUGCUACUGAACAACGGCGCCGACAUCAAUUUAUGUGAUAAUGAUGGAGACAGUCCUCUUUAUAUAGCUUGUUAUAGGGGACGUGAUAGCACAGUACAACUGUUACUGAACAACGGUGCCGACAUCAAUUUAUGUAACAAGAAUGGAGCCUGUCCUCUUCUUAUAUCUUGUAACAAUGAACAAAAUAGCAUUGUACAGUUGUUAUUAAACAAUGGUGCAAACGUCAACUUAGGUAAUAUCAAUGGAAUAUGUCCCUUAAAUUUUGCUUCAUAUGAAGGACAUGAGACAUCAGUACAACUGUUACUGGACAAUGGCGCCGACAUUAAUUUAUGUGAUAAGAAUGGAGCCAGUCCUCUUUAUAUAGCUUGUCAAAAUGGACAUAAUAGCACGGUACAACUGUUACUGGACAACGGUGCCGACAUCAAUUUAUGUAAAAAGAAUGGAGCCAGUCCUCUUUAUAUAGCUUGUCAAAAUGGACAUGAUAGCACGGUACAACUGUUACUGAACAACGGUGCCGACAUAAAUUUAUGUAGAAAGAAUGGAGCCAGUCCUCUUUUAACAGCUUGUUUUCAUGGACAUGAUGGAACCGUACAAAUGUUAUUGAACAACUGUGCCGACAUCAAUUUAUGUGAAAAUAAUGGAGCCAGUCCUCUUUGUAUAGCUUGUCAAAAUGGACAUGAUAGCACAGUACAACUAUUACUGAACAACAGUGCCGACAUCAGUUUAUGUAACAAGAAUGGAGAAAGUCCUUUUUAUUUAGCUUGUCAACAUGGACAUGAUAGCACGGUACAAAUGUUACUGAACAACGGUGCCAACAUCAAUUUACGUAACAAGAAUGGAGAGAGUCCUCUUUAUAUAUCUUGUUAUAAAGGAUAUGAUAGCACCGUACAAUUGUUACUAAACAACAGUGGCGACAUCAAUUUAUGUGAUAAUGAUGGAUUCAGUCCUCUUUAUAUAGCUUGUCAAAAUGGGCAUGAUAGCACAGUACAACUGUUACUGAACAACGGUGCUGACAUCAAUUUAUGUGAAAAUAAUGGAGCCAGUCCUCUUUAUAUAGCUUGUCAAUAUGGACAUGAUAGCACAGUACAACUAUUACUGAACAACAGUGCCGACAUCAAUUUAUGUUAGGGUGAUGGAUUCAGUCCUCUUUAUAUAGCUUGUAUAUAUGGACAUGAUAGCACGGUACAACUAUUACUGGACAAUGGUGGCGACAUCAAUUUAUGUGAUAAUGAUGGAGACAGUCCUCUUUAUAUAGCUUGUCAAAAUGGACAUGAUAGCACGGUACAACUGUUACUGAACAACGAUGCCGACAUCAUUUUAUGUAAUAAUAAUGGAACCAGUCCUCUUUAUAUAGCUUGUCAAAAUGGACAUGAGAGCACGGUACAACUGUUACUGAACAACGAUGCCAACAUCAAUUUAUGUAAUGAUAUUGGAACCAGUCCUCUUUAUAUAGCUUGUCAAAAUGGACAUGAUAGCACGGUACAACUGUUACUGAACAACGGUGCCGACAUCAAUUUAAGUGAUAAUGAAGGAGCCAGUCCUCUUUAUAUAGCUUGUCAAAAUGGACACGAAAGCAUGGUACAACUGUUACUGAACAACGGUUCUGACAUCAAUUUAUGUAACAAGAAUGGAGUCAGUCCUCUUUAUAUAGCUUGUUAUAAUGGACAUGAUAGCACGGUACAACUGUUACUGAACAAUGGUGCCGACAUCAAUUUAUGUGACAAGAAUGGAGCCAGUCCUCUUUAUACAGCUUGUCAAAAUGGACAUGAUAGCACGGUACAACUGUUACUGAACAACGGUGCCGACAUCAAUUUAUGUGAUAAAGAUGGAAACAGUUCUCUGUGGAUAGCUUGUUCAAACUCACAUUGCAGCACAAUCGAACUUCUAUUAAAUUCAGGUGCUGAUGUGAAUUUAUGCAAUAAGGGCAACUGUAGUCCGUUGUUCCUAGCAUGUUUCAAUGGAAAUGAAGGCAUGGUUAAACUGUUAUUGAACAAUGGGGCAGACAUCAAUUUAUGUGACAACGAAGGAACCAGUCCACUCUUCAUAGCCUGUGAAAAUGGACAUUACAGCAUAGUCCAAGUAUUAUUACAAAACGAUGCUUGUGUUAAUUUAUGCAAUAAAGACAAUAAGAGUCCACUGUAUAUAACAUACUUAUAUGGUCAUGACAUUAUCGCUGAACUUUUACUACAAUAUGGUGCUGAGUUUUUAUUCUGAAGAUGGAUUCAAUGAUUUCUCAACUCAAGUGCGUUUACAUUAUUUCUGAGAUAUGGAGCAAAGCAAAUUUAAGCUUUGAUUAGACCUUGCAAAAGUGAUGGAGUGCUUGGAAUUUGUGUUUUAUGUUUAGUUUACAGAUAUUUAUUGCUUUUGAAAUUUGUGUGGAUUUUUUUUCUUUUAAAUUUAGUAAUUACUGCAGUACUGUUAAUUGCCAAAUUUUCUGUGACAAUUGAUUUUUUUGAGAUGGAUGCUGCGUAUGUAAAAGCGAGAUGGAGAUAUUGCACUUAAAAGGAAUUUUUUUCUCUAGAGUUUUUUUAUUGUUGAUAUUUAAUAGUAAUACUUUUAUACCCAAGAAUUAUUUUUUUUUGUAAGAAAAUACAAAAAAAGUUCUUUUGAAUAAAAAGUUUACAUGUUCACAGACAUUUAUUAAGCUUACUUAUUUUCUAUGUCAUAUGGCUUUCUUUAUUAUAUUGUACUACUGCUAUUUAAAAGUUUAAGCUAUAAAAAAAAACAGUCUAAUAAAGCGUCUUGUUUCAAGAGAGCAAGGUCUUGCGGCUACAUAAAUCUUUUUGUUCUUGUAAGCAGCAAGGGAGCAGUCGUUAUUUGAUAUAAAGCUAAGCCAUGGCACUGUGUUUUUUUGAUAUUUAAAUUUAUUUAACAAGUGUAAGACGAGUAAUGAUUAUUUAUUUAGGUGUAA
Saccostrea cuccullata (small rock oyster) is the source of this 6177-nucleotide messenger RNA. RefSeq names its product serine/threonine-protein phosphatase 6 regulatory ankyrin repeat subunit B-like. The record is from RefSeq and is a predicted model, not a curated record. Gene Ontology annotation, molecular function: protein binding. Lineage: Eukaryota; Metazoa; Mollusca; Bivalvia; Ostreida; Ostreidae. The transcript has 3 exons.